This is a messenger RNA of Achroia grisella, 2279 nucleotides long. RefSeq lists its product as uncharacterized. Gene Ontology annotation, molecular function: cysteine-type endopeptidase activity. The coding region runs from base 44 to 2122 and encodes 692 amino acids. NCBI's taxonomy places the organism in Eukaryota, Metazoa, Arthropoda, Insecta, Lepidoptera, Pyralidae. Gene Ontology annotation, cellular component: centrosome; mitotic spindle; cytoplasm. Gene Ontology annotation, biological process: meiotic chromosome separation; proteolysis. The transcript is spliced from 14 exons. The record is from RefSeq and is a predicted model, not a curated record.
UUAUUUUUGUAUUGUUUUAUUUGUUUUUUAUACAAAAUACGAUAUGGAAGAUUUCGAUGUGUUUACAGACGAAAUAGAGUUUACGAAACCGUUGUUUAAAAAUAUACUCAACAAGUAUGUUUACGAUGUACCUUCAUGUUUGAGUGGUUCUAAUUACCAAAGUGGUAGAAAGCUUUUAGCUGAAGAGUAUCUGGAAACAUGUGAUGAGGAAAAUUGUGCAUUCCACUUGAGCGAGUCAGUGUCAGCUUCACUCAGGAUCAUGGCUGUGUACCGAGAUGAGCAGUUGAAAGCUGCUGGUAAUAAACAUCAUAAGAUUACAAAUUUUAUUAAGCCUGUCCAAGCUUUGAUUGACUCCAGCCCAAUAUGUAAAGAAGAUGAGAAACUGUUUGACUUUUUAUCAAGGGAUGCAGCGGAGUUAACUAAAACGUUAGAAUCUAUAAAAAUCGAAGAGGACCCCUUGUAUAAGAGAUACAUGAAAUUCAGCUCGGACAAUAAUGUCGACAAUUUUCAUAAGAUAUUAGGAGAAUUGCCUAAAGAAUGGACUAUAGUACAGUUGACUGCACCAUACAAUCCCAAUGAGAACAUAAAACCAAUGAAUGAGUUUAGAACUGAGAUAUAUUCUAUAUAUUUAACCGUAUUCUCUAAUGAUUAUUUGAAUGGAAUUGGACCAUUUACAAUUAAUGUUCCUGCAAAUGUGAAUAAAGAAGGAGAGAAACCAUUAUUUACGGAACUAUAUUCUGUAUUGGACGAGAAUUAUGAUACUAUUGCGAACGCCCAGUUUUUAAACAAUAAGCGGUUGGUACAAAACUACUGGAGCAGAAGGGAGGACAUCGAUUUGAGGAUGAAGAGCCUAAUUAAUGUAAUGGAUAAGGAAUGGCUGGGUGGUUGGGGCAGUUUGUUGACCGGCAAGUUAAUAGACGGCGCCCUCAGGGACAGAAUUGUUAAGUUGGUUGAUACGACGAUAUCCGACUGGGGAUUUAUAAAGCUGACGGACAAACAAAAAGUACUGCUGUACAAUUUAAUAGAAAGUAGCCCAGUGCUGUCAUCAAAUCAAAUAAAAUCCUGUAUUAGGAAAAUAUUAACCGAACAUGGCAACACUGAAGACAUACGACGAGUUAUUGAGGAAAUCGACUGCCAAACAUGCACCAAAGAGUUUAGAUUUUUAAACGAAUUGUGUUUAAAAUGCUUGUCGAAAGCGUUCGAAACAAUCCAUCAUUUUACUUUAGUUGAUGGAAUAAGGGCAUUCUCACAAGCAGCUACGUCUGUGAAAGAGGGCGAUGAGUGGGCAACCCUGAAGAAAGCAGAAAGAUAUCCUGUUAUACUCAUUGUUGAUGAAAUCUUGGACUCGUUCCCAUGGGAGACUCUGCCUAUUUUGAACCACCAUCCAGUCUGCAGAAUGGAGAACAUUCACUUCGUUUAUAGUCUGUUUAAACAACACGAGAAACAAUUUGUCGAUGGAUAUUUCGAAGCCAGCGGUGGUGUGGGACGAUAUGUCAUUAACCCAGAUAAGAAUUUGGAGCGCAUGGAGAAACGGAUGUGCUCAUUCGUGAAGUAUUGGUGCGAAGGCUGGACUGGUCAUGUUGCUGAGCCACCGUCUCCUCAGGAUUAUUUGCGGCACUUAACAGAAGCUGAUAUUUUCUUGUACUGCGGGCAUGGGGAUGGCUGCCACCUGGCGAGCGGCGGCGGAGCCGGCAGCAGCGGCGGCGUGGAGGGAGUGCGGGCGCGCGCCGCCUGCGUGCUGGCCGGCUGCGGCUCCGUGCGGCUGACGCGCGCCGCGCCCCGCGCCCCGCCCGCCGCGCCGCACCACCGCCUGCACGUGGCCGCCAGCCCUAUGGUGAUUGGUAUGCUGUGGGAGGUGACGGAUCUGGAGGUGGACAAGAUGGUGAGCACACUGGUGGCGUUGUACGUACCAUCAGCAGUAACACCGGCCUGGCCCAGCGUCGGGAAGACCAAGUGGAGCCAGGGACAACUUGAUACUGAUGUAGAAGAGAAAAGCCAAUUUGUACCAGAACGUGAUCUUCUACGUGCGGUGGCCCGAGCCCGCGGCUCCACCAACUACGUAAUGAUAGCGAGUAGCAUGGUCGCUAGAGGGUUGCCGAUUCGAAUCUCAGACACAAAAUAAGGUACAUAAUUGCAGUUAACAAAUAUCUGUGAUUUUAGAUAUUAAAAAUGCUACUUAUAUGUAUAAUAAGACUUCAUUUAUAUGUAUAAUAUUUUAAGUUGUAAUUUUAUAUAUACGGCCAACUGAAAUGGACUGGGAAAUAUAAAUGAGAAUAAUU